AUAUUUUUCCAGGAAGGGUAGAUGUUGAUAAUAUUAAUGGGAUGGCAAUAAAAACAGGGGACCAUAAUACAUAACCAAAUUAACUACUCACCACCAGUACUGAUCUCCUCUCCUAACCCUCUUCAAUUUUGGCAUUCAUGAAACAACCACUCUCCUUUAUUACACACUCCCCUUCAGUAUCGGAGCUCCCCCAUUCCCUCUUCAUUUCUCUCGCAAACAGGAGAGAACACUCCUUUCCUCUGCUUCCCUAAUGGCUCACACUCCUCUGAAAUGGCUGUGUUUGCUGCUGGUUUUUGACUGUUUGCUUCUUUCAAGCGCUCAGUUUAUGAAAACUUAUGUUGUUCAAAUGGAUAGGUCUGCAAUGCCGGACUCAUUUUCGGAUCAUCUUCAGUGGUACUCCACAGUGCUUACCAGUGUGGUCGUUAAUCCUGAGAGAGAAGGCAAUGGGGGAGGUGAACAGAGGAUCAUUUAUAGUUACCAGAAUGUUUUCCAUGGAGUUGCAGCUCGAUUGAGUGAAGAAGAGGCAGAGCGGCUCGAGGAAGAAGAUGGGGUCUUGGCCAUUUUUCCAGAGACCAAGUACGAGCUUCACACCACCAGAAGCCCCAGAUUUCUUGGGCUUGAACCAGCUGACAGCAAUAGCGCUUGGUCUCAGCAAAUUGCAGACCAUGACGUGAUUGUUGGAGUUUUGGACACUGGGAUUUGGCCGGAGAGUGAGAGCUUCAACGAUGCCGGGAUGUCGCCGGUGCCGGCGCAUUGGAAAGGGGAAUGCGAAACAGGGCGAGACUUCUCGAAACAGAAUUGUAACAGAAAGAUCGUUGGAGCUAGAAUGUUCUACCAUGGGUAUGAAGCUGCAACUGGGAAAUUUAACGAACAUUUGGAGUAUAAAUCUCCAAGGGAUCAAGAUGGGCAUGGAACUCACACGGCAGCCACCGUCGCCGGCUCUCCGACAGCCGGCGCGAACCUCCUCGGUUAUGCGUAUGGGACGGCUAGAGGAAUGGCGCCCGGUGCUAGAAUAGCGGCUUACAAAGUCUGUUGGGCCGGCGGCUGCUUUAGCUCCGACAUUUUGUCGGCUGUCGACAGAGCUGUGGCCGAUGGAGUAAAUGUUCUGUCCAUCUCUUUGGGAGGUGGGGUCUCUUCUUACUAUCGCGAUAGCCUCUCCGUUGCAGCAUUUGGGGCAAUGGAGAUGGGCGUGUUUGUGUCCUGUUCGGCCGGAAAUGCAGGGCCGGACCCUGUCAGUCUCACAAACGUAUCGCCAUGGAUAACCACUGUCGGUGCCAGCACAAUGGACAGAGAUUUCCCGGCCAUUGUCAAGCUCGGCAAUGGCAGAACAGUCACCGGCGUUUCACUUUACAAAGGAAGAAUCACAAUCCCAGAAAACAAACAAUUCCCAGUUGUAUACAUGGGGAGUAACUCAAGCAACCCGGAUCCGAGCUCGCUGUGUUUAGAAGGAACAUUAGAUCCCCAUUUCGUGGCCGGAAAAAUCGUGAUAUGCGAUCGUGGAAUUAGCCCACGGGUUCAGAAGGGUGUGGUGGUGAAGAAUGCAGGUGGGGUUGGGAUGAUUCUGGCGAACACGGCGGCGAAUGGGGAAGAACUUGUUGCCGAUUGCCAUUUGGUACCUGCCGUCGCCGUCGGUGAAAGAGAAGGUAAAGCAAUUAAGGUGUACGCAUUGACGAAUCGAAAACCGACGGCGACUUUAGGAUUUUUAGGGACAAGAUUGGGGGUAAGACCCUCGCCGGUGGUGGCGGCGUUUUCAUCCAGAGGACCCAAUUUCCUCACACUAGAGAUCCUCAAGCCCGAUCUGGUGGCCCCUGGCGUUAACAUCCUCGCCGCUUGGACGGGAAAAACAGGGCCGUCGAGUUUGACGACGGAUACAAGAAGAGUUAAAUUCAACAUUCUGUCAGGAACCUCAAUGUCUUGCCCACACGUCAGUGGCGUAGCAGCCCUGAUCAAAUCAAAGCAUCCCGAUUGGAGCCCGUCGGCAAUCAAAUCGGCACUGAUGACCACCGCUUACGUCCACGACAACACCUAUAAGCCUCUCAAAGACUCCUCCGGCGCAUCACCGUCGAGUCCGUACGACCACGGCGCCGGCCACAUAAACCCAAGAAAAGCCCUCGAUCCUGGCUUGGUUUACGAAAUUCAGCCGCAAGAUUACUUCGAAUUCCUCUGUACGCAGGAUUUAACCCCUUCACAGCUCAAAGUAUUCUCCAAAUAUUCAAACAGAUCUUGUCAUCACCUUCUCCCCAACCCUGGAGACUUAAAUUAUCCGGCCAUCUCUGCCGUUUUCCCCGAAAAAACCUCCGUCACUUCCUUGACCCUUCACAGAACCGUCACCAACGUCGGCCCUGCAACCUCCAGCUACCAUGCCGCGGUGACUCCGUUCAACGGCGCCGCCGUGAAAGUUGAGCCGGAGAGUCUGAACUUCACAAGGAGAUAUCAGAAGCUUUCAUACAAAAUCACUUUCCUGACGAAGAAGAGACAGAGUAUGCCGGAAUUCGGAGGGCUAAUCUGGAAGGACGGAACUCAUAGUGUGAGAAGUCCGAUUGUGAUCACUUGGUUAUCGUUUGUUUGAAUUUCUCCGAUAUUAUAUCAAUCGUUAAAAGUUCUUCCUUUUGUUAGAAUCAUCAUAAUUGCAGGCAGUCAAAAAGAGGGGCCUUCAAUUUUCUGAUUCUCCAUCAAAGUUCAUAGCCUUUCCAAUUGAAUUUGCUACUAAAAUUGCUCAUUUGCAGAAAAGCAAAUAACUAUUAAUAUCAAUGUAUUACAGAGAAAAAAAAAUUAAUAUCAAUGUCUCAAGUUUGAUCUUGUA
Cucurbita pepo subsp. pepo (vegetable marrow) is the source of this 2803-nucleotide messenger RNA. RefSeq names its product subtilisin-like protease SBT1.3. Gene Ontology annotation, molecular function: serine-type endopeptidase activity. The record is from RefSeq and is a predicted model, not a curated record. Gene Ontology annotation, biological process: proteolysis. Lineage: Eukaryota; Viridiplantae; Streptophyta; Magnoliopsida; Cucurbitales; Cucurbitaceae.